Messenger RNA from Symbiodinium sp. CCMP2456, 696 nucleotides. NCBI's taxonomy places the organism in Eukaryota, Dinophyceae, Suessiales, Symbiodiniaceae. The record is from the annotation of a GenBank genome assembly.
AUGCAGUCCGCCGUGCUCCUCUUAAAGCUUCACAAGCUGCCACAGUCUACCAUCCAUCUUGUGUUGGACAUCAACCACAAGGCCAUUAAAGACAUGGCGAACAAGCUUUGUAGAUUGCGCAAAGACUUCGUCGAAAAGGCAGAGAAAACGAUUGUGUUCGGCAACAAACGCACUUGGGUUGACGUCGAAGCCGACGAGGCUACUUUCGACAAGCGAGACAUCUCAAAGAACACCAUUCUAUGGGAGCAAUGGGCUGGAGCAAUUCGGAAGAUCGAGUGGAAGAGCAUCGCUCACGAAAGACUUCGGGACCGUAAAGUUGUUCUCCACACCGAUUUUGCAAAAAAUUAUAAGCAAAAGGUUGACGGGGUGAUCCAUGACAGAGUCAUUCACUGCAAGAAGCGCAUCACAAUCAACGGCAAGUACCAGUGGACGAGUCCGAAGUAUGUCACCAUGGUAACCCACAAAGUGCCAGGCAGCAACAAAAAGUUGAAGGUCAAAUCAUGCACUCAAAUCAUUGACCGAGCCUGGAGGUUUUUGAAAGACAGCGUUGCCAUCAACAAGAAUGUCAAAGCAGGUUCCAGCCUGUUGCGGGCGAAAUUGCGGUCCGCACAAUACGACUAUUGGUUUCAAAAAUUCCGAUCUUUGGCUGGCGAGCGGAUAUCUUUGUACAGAGGCCCUCAAAACAAAUAUGCAUAA